AUGCCUACCCGGUUCUCCAACACCCGCAAACACCGUGGACACGUUUCGGCCGGUCAUGGUCGAGUCGGCAAGCACCGUAAACAUCCCGGUGGUCGUGGUCUUGCUGGUGGACAACAUCACCACCGAACAAAUUUUGAUAAGUAUCAUUACGGUUACUUCGGAAAGGUCGGUAUGAGGUAUUUCCACAAGACCAAGAACCAAUUCUGGCAGCCCGUGAUCAACGUCGACAAGCUUGUCUCAUUGCUGCCCGAAGGUCAGCGGAAACCACAGGGUGACAAGGUCCCUGUUAUCGACACCACCGCUCACGGUUACGGAAAGGUCCUCGCCAAGGGCCGAUUGCCCUCGACACCUUUCAUCGUCAAGGCCCGAUUUGUUUCCAAGAGAGCCGAGGAGAAAAUCAAGGCUGCUGGUGGUGUGGUUGUCAUUGAAGCAUAA
Messenger RNA from Puccinia triticina, 435 nucleotides. RefSeq lists its product as uncharacterized. The transcript has 4 exons. Gene Ontology annotation, cellular component: cytosolic large ribosomal subunit; ribosome. The coding region runs from base 1 to 435 and encodes 144 amino acids. Lineage: Eukaryota; Fungi; Basidiomycota; Pucciniomycetes; Pucciniales; Pucciniaceae. The record is from RefSeq and is a predicted model, not a curated record. Gene Ontology annotation, biological process: translation. Gene Ontology annotation, molecular function: structural constituent of ribosome.